AUGCAAGUUUCAGGUGCAAUCAGCGACGUUUUGGUGGGGCUUCCAUCUUCAUCAUCGCUCCGGCCACCGGAAUUCCGCCAUAUGCAUGCUCACGACGCCAAGAAUUUUCUUUCCGGUCGAUUUCUUAAAAGUUGUCCUCCAUCUUACUUUGUUAAACACAACAAUGAACCCUACAAUUUCCGAGCUAGAAGAUUAUCUGUGAGAGCAUCUGCUGAAUCAAGUGAUAAUUUUGUGCCUUCUCCUCCUCUGGAAUUUGAGUCCCCAGUUGGUCAGUUAUUGGAACAAAUUUUGCAAACUCGUCCUCAUUUAGUUUCAGAAACCAUUGAUCAAGAGCUAGAGAAACUUCUGGCUGAAAGAGAUGCCCACAAAGAAGAAUCUUCUACUUCAGACGUGGAUUCUCUUUAUAAGAGGAUAUCUGAAAUUAAAGAGAGAGAAAAGCGUACAACAUUGGAAGAGAUAAUGUACUGCUCAAUCGUAAACAGAUUUAAAGAGAGCAAAAUUUCAAUGAUACCAAAAAUAUCAACAACCUCAAAUCCUAAUGUUCCAGUGGAUUUAUGGCCAAAUCAAGAAUUUAAGCUAGAAGCUGUUCAUUCUCCAGAGGCAUUUGAGAUGAUACAGAGUCACUUAUCUUUGGUACUAGAAGAACGGGCUGUGGGUCCUCUCCAGACAAUUGUUCAGAUUAGCAAAAUCAAACUGGGAAAGUUAUAUGCUGCUUCAAUAAUGUAUGGAUACUUUCUCAAACGGGUUGAUGAACGGUUUCAACUUGAGAGGUCAACGGGAAUACUUCCACAGGAUGUUAGUAAAGGAAAUAUGAGUUUUGAUGAACCAUCACCGCCAAACAAGCUCUGGGAUUCUGAUUCCUUGAUUAGGAUCUAUCCAGAUGAGGAAGGUUAUUAUGAAAAGGAUUACAUGGAUACUAGUGAAGGAAAAUCAUAUGGACUGAAAGCAUAUGUGAUGCAGUUGGAUGCGGAUACACUUCAGAGACUUGCUUUCUUACGCUCCAAGGAAGCUAUAUCGUUGAUUGAAAAGCAAACUCAGGCUAUCUUUGGAAGGCCUGAUGUUCAGGUUACCGAGGAUGGUUCAAUCAAAACUACCAAUGAUGAAGUACUUUCACUUACCUUCUCAGGCGUGACUAUGCUUGUUUUGGAAGCCGUUGCUUUUGGAUCAUUCCUAUGGGACCAAGAAAACUAUGUUGAUUUUAAGUAUCCUUUUCUUGAUAAGUAG
This is a messenger RNA of Lathyrus sativus (Indian pea), 1224 nucleotides long. The record is from the annotation of a GenBank genome assembly. Lineage: Eukaryota; Viridiplantae; Streptophyta; Magnoliopsida; Fabales; Fabaceae.